AUUGCUGUCAUUCUAGUAUUUAAAGUGCGAGUGAUUUCAACGCUGGCUUUACUUUACCCGCAAUUUUUCGAUUUUGUUGCAAUUUAGUGAUCGUUAUUUAACAUUUUAACUGCUUUAAAACGGGUUAAUCAAUCAUCGAAUUACUGAAAGAUGUCCCGUUUAGAUCUGGUGAUAUUUGGGGCUACAGGGUUCACUGGCAAAUAUGCUGUGAUGGAAUGUGCUAGAAUUGCCAAGAAGGAGCCCGGCCUCACCUGGGGUAUUGCAGGACGGUCACAAUCAAAGCUGAAUUCUGUACUUGAGGAAGCAUCUAAAAAGACCGGCGAGGAGCUGUCAUCAAUCCCGGUGCUGAUAGCGGAUGUUGGUGACGAGGAGUCGUUGUUUUCGAUGUGUCAGCGUGCGAAGGUGCUGGUCAACUGCUGCGGCCCGUAUCGGCUGUACGGCGAGCCUGUAGUGGCGGCUGCGGUGCGGGCGAAGACACACUAUGUCGAUAUCAGCGGGGAACCACAGUUCAUAGAGACGAUACAGCUGAGGUAUGACUCGCCUGCGCGCGAGGCGGGCGUGUACAUCAUCAGCGCGUGCGGCUUCGACAGCAUCCCCAACGACCUCGGCGUGGUCUUCCUCGAGCAGAACUUUGAAGGUACUUUGAACUCUGUGGAGUCGUACAUAACCACGCGAGUGGCAGACGAGCAGAGGGCACUGGCUCGCCAGCACGGUGUCAUACAUCGCGGCACUUGGGAGUCUGUAGUAUACGGCGUAACUCACCGCAACGAGCUGCCCGCCUUGCGCAACAAGUUGUACCCCGCCAGACUGCCCGCCUUCAACCCCACACUAGGGAAACGGUCGAUACACAAGAAGUGGGGAGGCUGGUGCAUCCCCUUCCCUGGAGCUGACUCCUCCAUAGUGUACAGGACACAGCGGGAACUGUACGCGAAGACAAACAAGCGACCUGUUCAGUUCCGUGUGUACUUCCAGUUCCCUGACUUCCUCACCCUGGUCGGUGUGCUCUUUGUGGGGUUUGUCCUGGUGGUGUUCAGUUUGACGAAGGUCACCAGGAACUGGUUGAUACAGCAUCCGAAGUUUUUCUCUUUCGGUACUGUGACAGAUGAUGUGAAGGAGGAGGUGAUGGAUAAUACGCACUUCCAAAUAUUGUUGUAUGGAGAGGGUUGGGAGAAAGACACAGAUGAAACUAAGCCAACUAAUAAAAAGAUGGUCGCUAAGGUGUCGGGAACGAACCCUGGGUACGGCGCUACUGUGGUGGCAUUGCUGCAAUCCGCACUCACAGUGCUGCAACACACAGACAAAAUGCCCCCUCCCGGCGGCGUGUUGACAACUGGCGUCGCCUUCAGAAAUACUGACCUCAUACAGCGACUGCAUCACAACGGACUUACCUUUGAAAUUGUACAGAAAUAA
Papilio machaon (common yellow swallowtail) is the source of this 1410-nucleotide messenger RNA. RefSeq names its product saccharopine dehydrogenase-like oxidoreductase. Gene Ontology annotation, biological process: glycolipid biosynthetic process. The coding region runs from base 151 to 1410 and encodes 419 amino acids. The transcript is spliced from 9 exons. NCBI's taxonomy places the organism in Eukaryota, Metazoa, Arthropoda, Insecta, Lepidoptera, Papilionidae. The record is from RefSeq and is a predicted model, not a curated record. Gene Ontology annotation, cellular component: mitochondrion; lipid droplet; plasma membrane.